Molecule: messenger RNA, 1912 nt
Organism: Ostrea edulis (European flat oyster)
Lineage: Eukaryota; Metazoa; Mollusca; Bivalvia; Ostreida; Ostreidae
Product: natterin-3-like
Exons: 2
Coding region: 70-507 (145 amino acids)
Source: RefSeq, a predicted model, not a curated record
AUUUCACAUCAAUAUUACGCAUGUUUUGACAUUCCAAUCACAGACAAGACUCCAAGCUCGUGAAAGAGAAUGGCGGUCUGGGUUACCUCUGCUGGAUGUCACAUACCUGAGGGGGCCAUCAGAGCGGGAUACGAGGCAGACGGCAGGCCACUUUUUAUUGCCAGGGCAAAUAUUCACGGAAUAUUGACGCCAGGAAAAUGUGGAUUCCAUCUUCCUGGAGCCUACAUUCCGUAUGGCUGUGUAGAGAAGGUUAUGAAACAGUAUGAAGUCCUGGUUCACCCGACUAACGCGACAGGUUUCUUCGAUUGGAUGCGUGCGUCGAACGGAAAGGUACCCGAUGGCGCCUACCAGACGGACAAAGACACGUACGUCGGCCGGGCCCACUUCUCGGGAAGCCUGGUUCCGUGUAAAAUUGCCACAGCCCUCCCUCACAAGUGUGCCUAUGUUGGUCACCACGGAAAGGAGCACAACUUAAAGGAUUACGAAGUUCUGUGCAAAAUCAGAUAACUCCAUGAUCAUACUUUGUCUAACCGGAAACUCCAUGCAGUGUGAUAUUUCAAAUAAUGCAUGUCUAGAUUUCUUUCAGCCCAUGUAUAAAAUUUAAAACCGUAACUAUGCAGUAUAUAAUUAUUUUCUAAGUCAAAAUGUUUGAAUCCAUGCAUUGGAAACAACGGCCAGCUGUAUCUUCUGAUUAUAGAUUCUGAAAUGUCCAAGAAUCAACCAAUUUAUUUACAUAUACAUAUACGCGUGUUAAUGAAAUCGGAUUCUACUUGACAAUCAAAGGUCUGAAGGGUCAUAAUAGCUUCCGGGUUUGAUAUGGUUGAAAGGUAUUAGGGAAGACAUUGCUGCACGUUAAACGCCAGUUUUGAUGUUUGGGAAUUCUUUACUGUAUAUUUCUACAUAAAUACGCGAGGAUUUUAUUAUCGCGUAAUUACAUGAGAGGCGCCACUUGCAAAAUAUAAAUACUUGCUUUUUGUUUUCGAAAAUACAGGUAAUAAGUCUUGAUUAACAGACGACACGCGAAUUAUUGUUCACGCGAUUUGAACGAUAAUCAUUAAUAAAAUUUAAACUAAGUUUUAUCAAAAUAAAGAUGUUGGUUCUAUUGAAUAGAUAGAGCAUUACACAUGUACAGAAAUAAAUUUCUGUACGUGAAAACAAUUAUAAUGUAAUUUUGCUUCAUUUAGCGCCUUUAAAUAGAUUUUCUAACACACGUAUCUCUAACAAAAGUUUAUAUACCAUUUUUUGUCAUUGAAAUUGUAAAUCAAUUUUUACAACAAAAAUAUUUGACACCAAUAUGACAUCUGAUAUUGUUUUAACGGCAAUACACAUAACCCCAAGUCACACGUGCACCACUAACCGUGUACACCUUUCAAUUCAUAUCAGACCAAUGUUACAUGCUACAUGUACCUGUAGAAAACUUGUCUAUUUCAAAGCACUACACCAGUAAUUACCUGUCAUUUCUAACCCUAGAAUUUUAGCAAGGAGCAGUACGUACAAGUGCAGUUUAUCGUUUCAAAAUAUGCAUUGUUUUAACCUUGAAAUUAUAUAGGAUUGUAGAAUAGUUUGUACCACAAUGUAAAAUGUCUGAAUGCGAAAACACAUUUUCUCUCUUCUUAUUUUAUGUCCAUCAGAUAAAAUAUUCGAAAUCAUCUUUCACCAAAAUUCAUAGCAACUACAUGUAUCAACAAAAUAAUGGUUAUACAAAUCUUUCUCAAUCAUUUGAUGGCAUAGUACCGUCCUAUACCUGUAGUCACGUGUGUUAAUUAUACAUUGCACAUUGCAAUAUGAAGAUUUUGUUUAUAACUAUGUUCUAUCAAUCAUGCUCUUUCACUUUUGAUUAUUUUGUUUUUUCUUUAACAUGCUAAAGCUGCCUUCAAUGUGUCCUUGAUUGAAAAUAAACCCUCCUAUCAUA